AUGGACACCGCUACCGAGUACCAGACCGCUGAGCGGUUCCACGGCAUAUUCAAGCCGACCGAGUCUCCCCAGUGGACCAAGCCGUACAACCAUCUUCCUCUGCUCAUCAAGGAUGGCUUCAACCUCUCUACCCUCUUAGCAAUCGGCGCCUUGAUGCAGUGCUUCCUCUUCUCCACCAUUCCCGCCAAGUACGCCGUCAUUCCGCCUUUGGCCAUGGGUCUCAGCUCUAUUGUCUCGACCAUCCUCGAUACUCGCUCCGAGAAGUCCAACCCCUUCAUGAAGGGUGUCGUCCGCGGUCGCACCAGCGCUCAGUUCCCCGAUCCCUCCACUGGCGCCAUCCCCGCUGUCGCCGCCUCCCAGUCCCUCGUCGUCUUCCACCUCGGUGUCCGCUUCAACCAUCCCAUGGGCCUCCUCUGCCCUGGCGGUCGCGAGAUCGGCCAAUACUUCCGGGAGAUGAACAAGGACCUCGCCCAACGCGCUUCCGAGUACGGCCUCUACCACGUCUCCAACUGGCUCGGCGCCGACGGCCCGCGCAACAACUCCCUGCUCAACAUCUACUACUUCCGCGACGUCGAGGGCCUCAACAAGUUCGCUCAUGACCCCAUCCACCGCAAGGGCUGGGACUGGUACAACGGCAUCAAGCAGCAGUACAACCACAUUGGCAUCUACCACGAGAGCUUCGUCACCAACGCCGGCCAGUACGAGACCAUCUACGGCAACAUGAAGCCUCUUCUUCUUGGUGCCGCCAGCGUCGAGUGUCAGAGCGAGGAGACCAAGGAUAAGGUCUGGGUCAACACGCUCGUCGACGCCAACGUCGGUCCCCUUCGCGGUAUGAUGCGCCGCAUGGGCAAGAGGGAUGCUCCCCUCGCACACUAUGCCUAG
Molecule: messenger RNA, 882 nt
Organism: Colletotrichum abscissum
Lineage: Eukaryota; Fungi; Ascomycota; Sordariomycetes; Glomerellales; Glomerellaceae
Exons: 2
Coding region: 1-882 (293 amino acids)
Source: RefSeq, a predicted model, not a curated record